AUGGGGAUAAAGGGUGAAAGCGGGCGAACCAAGCGUCGCAUGCCGUCGCUGUCCAUCGAUCUGCCCAUGUCGGUGCUGCGCAACAAGCUGGGCCUCGAACAGGAGCGUAAAGUUCAGGCCCUGCGAGCUGUCGCCAACAGGAACUUCUUGAACGGCAUCGGCAAACGAGGACUCCAGUGGAGCCAGUCUGAAGAACAAGGAAAUCUUUAUAAGAAGCCCUCAGUGUUCCGAAUCUAA
This is a messenger RNA of Parnassius apollo (apollo), 237 nucleotides long. The record is from the annotation of a GenBank genome assembly. NCBI's taxonomy places the organism in Eukaryota, Metazoa, Arthropoda, Insecta, Lepidoptera, Papilionidae.